Phragmites australis (common reed) is the source of this 2012-nucleotide messenger RNA. Its product is annotated as laccase-10. The transcript is spliced from 6 exons. Gene Ontology annotation, cellular component: apoplast. Gene Ontology annotation, biological process: lignin catabolic process. Gene Ontology annotation, molecular function: copper ion binding; hydroquinone:oxygen oxidoreductase activity. The record is from RefSeq and is a predicted model, not a curated record. Lineage: Eukaryota; Viridiplantae; Streptophyta; Magnoliopsida; Poales; Poaceae. Bases 89 to 1801 code for a protein of 570 amino acids.
UCCUCCCACAUUGUGUAGGCACUGGCCGUGCGAGCUAGGAAUAGCUGUCGCCGCCUCCCGUUGCGAUUGCAAACUUGACGAGGGAGAUAUGGGGGCACGCUGUGCUCCGUUGUUCCUCCUGUUCUUUGGCACGUUGCUGGUGCUGCCGCAUUUGUCACGCGGCGCGACGAGAUACUACACCUUCAAUGUGACGCUGACGAACGUGACGCGGCUGUGCAACACCCGCGCCAUCCCGACGGUGAACGGCAAGUUCCCCGGCCCCAAGAUAGUCACCAGGGAGGGGGACCGUGUCGUCGUCAAGGUGGUUAACAAUGUCAAGGACAACGUGACUAUCCACUGGCACGGCGUUCGGCAGCUGCGGACGGGGUGGUCGGACGGGCCGGCGUACGUGACGCAGUGCCCGAUCCGGACGGGGCAGAGCUACGUGUACAACUUCACCAUCACGGGGCAGAGGGGCACCCUGUUCUGGCACGCGCACGUCUCCUGGAUGCGCGCCACGCUCUACGGACCCAUCGUCAUCCUCCCCAAGCGCGGCGUGCCCUAUCCAUUCCCCAAGCCCUACAAGGAAGUACCCAUCAUCUUCGGAGAGUGGUUUAACGCGGAUCCCGAGGCAAUCGUCGCGCAGGCGCUUCAGACUGGGGCAGGCCCAAAUGUCUCAGAUGCCUUCACCAUCAACGGGCUUCCAGGCCCGUUGUACAACUGCUCAAGCGAAGACACGUUCAAGCUGAAGGUGCAGCCCGGCAAGUGGUACCUGCUCCGGCUCAUCAACGCUGCGCUCAACGACGAGCUCUUCUUCUCCAUCGCCAACCACACGCUCACCGUCGUCGACGUCGACGCCGCCUACGUCAAGCCGUUCGACACGGACAUAGUGCUGAUCACACCAGGCCAGACAACCAACGUCCUCCUCCGCGCCAAGCCGGACGAGGGCUGCCCCGCGGCCACGCACCUCAUGCUGGCGCGCCCCUACGCCACAGCCGCCCCGGGCACCUUCGACAACACCACCGUCGCGGCCGUCCUCGAGUACGCGCCGCCGGGACACAUCAAGAGCCUCCCGCUCUUCCGGCCAUCGCUGCCUGCGCUCAACGACACGGCCUUCGCAGCCAACUACAGCGCCAAGCUCCGGAGCCUUGCCAGCCCGGACUACCCGGCCAACGUGCCCCGGCGCGUGGACCGAUCCUUCUUCUUCACCGUGGGGCUCGGCACGACCCCGUGCCCCGCGAACCAGACGUGCCAGGGCCCCAACGGCACCAAGUUCUCUGCGUCCAUGAACAACGUGUCCUUCGACAUGCCCACCACGGCGCUCCUGCAGGCGCAUUACAACAACAUCCCCGGCGUGUACACGACCGACUUCCCCGUCGUGCCGCUGGAGCCGUUCAACUACACGGGCACGCCGCCCAACAACACAAACGUAUCGAACGGGACCAAGGUGGUGGUGCUGACGUAUAACACGAGCGUGGAGGUGGUGAUGCAGGACACGAGCAUCCAGGGCGCCGAGAGCCACCCUCUGCACCUGCACGGCUUCGACUUCUUCGUGGUGGGGCAAGGCGUCGGAAACUACGAUCCGUCAAAGGACCCAGCCAAGUUCAACCUGGCCGACCCGGUGCAGAGGAACACCGUCGGCGUGCCGGCCGGCGGCUGGGUCGCUAUCAGGUUCUUCGCGGAUAAUCCCGGUGUUUGGUUCAUGCAUUGCCACCUGGAGGUGCACACGAGCUGGGGGUUGAAGAUGGCGUGGGUGGUCAACGAUGGUCCGUUGCCUGACCAGAAGUUGAUGCCUCCGCCGUCCGAUCUUCCCAAGUGUUGAAGAUCGAUCAGCCGUUGACAUUGACCAAGAUUGUGAUUCGUUUCUCUCGUCUGAUUUGCAUACACUUGUCAGUUGAUAUCAUUGUCGUACGUAGCGUACACAAAGGUUAAAGAGGCUUGCAUUUUUUUAAUAUUUUUUUUCCAUUCUUCCAAAGGUUCAACAAGGAUGUGUUAUUGUAAGAGGAUAUCGUUGUUUUACUUCGCUUUCUUCA